CCUCCGCCGCGUCAACAUCUCGCAGUGUCUAGCCUAGUGGGGAUUACCUUAUAUUGCAUGUGUAACUAGUGAUAAGUGUGUAUGAAGCGUCGAUACCUCUCGCCAUGUCUGUAGCCGUCGUCCUGACUUUGGUCGCCGCUGGCCUGCACUUAGGUAACGGGUACCGUGGCAGGCCCGGCUCAGAGUCACCGUACUACGGUCGUAUUAUCGGCCAGCUGCAAGAGUACGCCCAUGGUAUCAAGGGUACGGUGUACGCCGUUGACGAAAACACUAUGUUCGUCAAGGGGUUUUCUUACGACGGCACAGGACCGGAUGCGUUUUUCUGGGUCGGCAACACAGCCCGGCCUUCUCCUGACGGAUACAUAGUCCCCUACCCUGAGGACUAUGUAGGAAGGGAUCCGCCUAUCCUGAACGCUUACAACAAAACUGACGUCAUUCUGCGACUGCCCAACGGCAAACGCAUCCGGGACCUCAAGUGGCUCUCCGUGUGGUGUCGACGCUUCACGGUGAACUUUGGGGACGUUUUCAUCCCUGCUAAUCUGGAAGUGCCCAAGGCGCGAGUGUUGCCGGAAUUCCGACGACUGGCGCACGGUCUUCGGUCUGGCAACAUCACAGUGUUGGAUGCCAAGACAUUCUACAUCCCCAACCUACACUACGAUGGCGCCGGCCCUGAUGCUUACUUCUGGGUCGGCAACGGCACGGAACCAUCCCCACUAGGCAUCAAGGUUGCCAACGAGAUGGGCAGCCUGGAACCCCUAAGAGGCUACCAAGGAGAAGACAUAGAGAUCCAGUUGCCCGGUAACUUGACGGUGUACGACAUCGACUGGCUGGCCGUGUGGUGUGUUCAGUACAGACAUAACUUCGGCCACGUCAACAUCCCCAAGGACCUAGACGUGCCCCCUGCCCUGGGACAGACCAAGAUCACUCCGCCAUGGUGGUACAAUCCGACAAGCAGCACAGCGUCCAGUCCUACCACACAGUCAUUGCCUCUACUGUCCAACUGCCGUGAGAUGCUUGAUGAGAGACUGCAGGUACAGUGGGAGAAGCAAGGUGACCAUGUAGAGAUACAACUGGCAGGACGUAUACGGGAGGACCAAUACCUGGCUUUCGGCAUUAGUGGGGAGAAUGGCAGGCCAGCAAUGGUUGGAGCAGAUGUAGCUGUUGUGUACUACAACAUAGAUCAGAAGACCUUCCACGCCGUCGACUACUACAUCACUGCCUCGUCUCAAUGUGAUGGCAAGAACGGGGUUUGUCCAGACGAGAGGUUAGGAGGCCGCAAUGACAUCACACUCAUCUCAGGGGAGCGCAAGAACGGAGUCACAAGUGUCAAGUUCCGAAGACCACUGCAGACAAACGAGCCGAUCAAUGACAGACCGAUCCCCAGCGAGGGAGAGGUAUCAAUCAUUGCUGCCAUUGGUCCUCUCAACUCUCGCAAGGAGGCUAACGCUCAUGACUUUAGGGACAGAACUUUAGAUGAUAUACGUAUUGACUUCAGCUCAAGAAACGAUCACGCUUGCACCAACUCUUUAUUCAACCUCCCUGACGAGGAUGGUGUGAUGCAAUGGAAGCCGGAGGUCAUCAUCGGUGAGACAACGUUCUCUGUGCGGAUAGGCCCGACUGGAGGAAAGCGUGGCUAUACACCCAUCACUGGUCAUCCGUCUUGGGGAAUUGCAUGGUGGGUCAACGAUAAGCUGAUCCCUGAGCUCUAUGUUGAAAGAGGCCAAACGUACACUUUUAUUGUGGAAGGAGGCAAUGAUGCCACAAAUCCUGCUCGCUAUCACCCGUUCUACAUCACCGACAGCAGUGAAGGAGGCUUUGGACAGAAAACUGAAGAGGAGCAGCGGCGUCAAAGGAUAUUUGCCGGAGUCAGAUAUGAUUCUGAGGGUUAUCCUUACCCUACAGCUGCUGGCCGUUACUGUGAAUGGGCACACAAGACUGUUGACAAGUCAUUGGAAACUCCAACAUUUGCAGAGUUUUUCCAAACCCUGCGACUGAUGUGUGAUGAUGGAGACCCUGCCUACCUCAACUGGACAGUGGCUGAGGAGACUCCAAACUUGCUAUACUAUCAGUGUUACACUCAUCAGAACCUUGGCUGGAAGAUCCAUGUUGUAGACGCAGGCUACAUUGCCUCUCGUAAUGGCACAGCCGUCGCUACCUCCCCCCUCUCUCCCCUCACCGUGCUCCUGCCCUCUCUCGCCCUGUUCUCUACCUCCAGGACAUUGUUCUACAGAUGAAUCUCAAAUAUCAUUAUACUGCCCGUAAUCCAUCAACAACAGUAUUAAUACUUGAAUUUAUUCCAAAUCCAAGUAUACCACACAAUGGCCUUCCCCAGUUUACAAAAGUUGUUGGGUUGGUCCAAUAAUUGACAUUAUUGAGAGAAAAAAUUGCAAUAUAAAAUUGGUUUGGUUUUUAUAAGAAUUUAGUGGUCUUACGGUUUGUAAAAUUAUUGUAAUGUGGCAUUCCAUCUGUUUCUACCAGUUGUAGCCAGUUUUCUUACUCAAAGAGAAAAAAGCUUAAUAGACAGAGAGUGUAAAGCCAUAACACUUAUAUUUCCUCUUUCAGUUUUCUACCUAUAAUUAUUAAUUAUUGUUGAUAAAGAAAUAAAAGAUACUUUAAUUUACAAUAAGGUGACUUUUCAGUUAGGUAUGACUAAUAAUCUGGUUUGUAAAAAAAACCCUAAAACAAUUUUUUACAAUAACUUCUUGGUGGCUCAGUUACAGUUCUUUUUUAUUCUAGAACUGGCUACGACUUGCUUAUCUUUGGGACAAAAUGCCAAAGUCAUUGUAGUGUAUCUUACCCAACAUUUGUUGUGGAUUUAGUAAAAUUCAGAUACAUUCAAGCAUGUAUGAAAUUCUGAUUUGAGUAGAUGGGGUUUAAUAAACCACAGUUCAAAACAAUAAUUUACUUAUUUUCGAUGGUUCAACGCAAGUGCAAAACAAACUAAAUUCAACAAUAGUUUCAAUUUCUAAUAACCUUUUUUAUGAGGUUGUUUCUUGACAAUUUUCAAAUACGAUUCAGGCAUUGUAAGCACAUAAAAAAAAACUUGUUUUGAUGGAUAACGGAGCAGUUAGGAGACCUAAAUGAGGUGAGCAACAAUGAGAGAAUAUCGGUGCAAAACAUAUCAGAGUGAAACUUAGUGUAAAGGAAGUGGCGUUGUUGGUGUUUGUAUUUAAUGAAUAUUUGUAAAUAUUUCUCUUCACCAGUUGUCAUGUCAUUCUCAAACUUGAUAUGAUCAUUUUAAGGCAGAGUGUUUAUAGUUAUAUAGGUUUUAACGAUGCACAAGUCAAUUUAUUGAAAUAACAGAGGUGAUUACGAUAAGUACGCAGGAGUCUAUCAUAAUAACUUAAAUGUUUAGAUAUCAUCAGUAGGUUUAUCCUAUUAUAUAAAGCAGGAGAAGGGAUUUGAAUUGAACAGAAUUAAGUUACUACUAAUUCUAAUUAUUUUUUAUGAUGUGAAAAUAUAUUGACACUUUGAAAUAUCAUUACGAUACAACUGAUUAUUGUGAUAAUUUUCCACAGAAAACUUAAAAAUACUAUUUCGAAUGCAGAGUUGAAUACGUUGAGAUGGUAUUUAUUAAUUUUUACGAACAUUAAGAUGACUUUAUCAAACAUUAAGCUGGAUGUUGAUCCAGUUUCAAAAGUCAAGAAGGACACAACAGCAUAAUAUAAUUGCUGAGGAUUAAUAUAGAUUACAUGGUCCCAAAGAUGUACUGAUUUGACUAUUACUUUAAGUAAAUUCUGUUAAAAGUUAAAAUAUACUUAUACGUCGACCUACCAUUACACCUUGCAAUUACUCAUGUUUAUGAAACUAAUAACUGUCUAUCCAAUUAAUUCAGUGAUUCUGUAAUUCAUAGGAAACACUUUCUUGAAAUAUUCAAUACGACUAUGUUAGGUACAUAUUUUAUGUUUGAUUUGAUUAUUUUAAACCAAUGUUGUGUUAGAAUCAAGACGUAUGACAUUGGUGAAGUACAGUUAGGUUCUUAGAUUUAUUGCAAUGUGUAUUGUUGUUGUGAAUUUUUAAGGACAACACAUGAGUAUGUGAGUAAAGUAUCUUACAUGCAAAACAUUAAAACUUUUGGGUUUGGUAUGAACUCUUGUUCCAUAUUACUAUAGUUUAUUUUUUUACAAAAUUAUUUACAUUCAUCUACUCUAUGCUCUUUGUGUUUAAGCUAACUACAGCGUACAUAAAUAAAUAAUUCUAUCUAUUAAAGUAUCUUCACGUUGAUAAUAAUUUGAAAUUGAACAGCCUUGACACCUUUAAUCAAUUAUAUGUGAACAUCUACUUACCUAGGUAUGCCAGAACGUAUCAAAAGUAGCCAUUUUCAAUAGUCAUAGUCAUUGGAAAAUGACUACGUUUGACACCUUCUGGAAUACCUAGGUAAGUAGAUUUUUACAUAUAAUUUGACAAUAAAUGAAGAAUUAUAGAAACACACCAAUAAUAUUAAAAUUUGACGCAAGACAUUAUUUUUACUGUGGUUGAUUAUUUAAAAGACUCUUGUUCAACAAGUUUACAUAAGUUCGAUAUUAAUUUGUACACAUUUUUUCAAUGUUCCUGUGGUUAUUAUAGUUUUAAUUUUUUAAAUAUCAAAUGAAUCCUACAAAAACAUCUCUGCAGAAGAACUAAUUGUUAGAAUUUCAUGCUAAUCACAUUUCCAAAAUACAAUUAAAACUGUAUGUCAAUUUUACACUCUGCCUUAAAAUCUUCUAAUAGAUUUAUAUGAGUCUGUUGUACAUAGUGUAAUGUUGGAGUAAAACAUUUGCAAACAUUUUUAUUCCAACCGAGAAGUUAAGCACAACUUUAGGUCCUAAAUUAAUUAAGUAUAAGGUAAGAUAACAAAUGACAAUAACUUUGUGAUAAGCUCACAAAACCACACAACUCUGACAAUAACGUAUGACUGUUUGUUGAUAUAUUAUAUUUUUAAUAGAUACAACUGUUGAUCAUUGUUAGAGAUUUAAAUUGUUUUAUUUGAAUAAUAAAUCAUAGUACCGUAUUCUUUUUUUACUUGUGCUGUUAAACGACAUCUUCUCAGAAUAACAUUCAUCUAGUAAAUUUCUUCAGAUUUCUUUGUCAAAUCUGGUGCUUAUUGAAUGUAAUGUUAAUCUAUUAAAAAUUAGAACUACAUAUUGACUCAGUUGUAUGCAUUUGGAUUGAGUGCAAAAAUUGCGUCAGUAUUUGAAUCCUAUCAAUCAUUUUAUAUAGGUAAUUGGUCUAAAAACUCAUAAAUGUCUACAAAUAGGAUCUUGCUCAAACUAUAAACAAACCAUCCCAGUAGAAUAGAAUUGUGAGACGAGGUAAUUUAACAAGCAAGCAAGCAAACAAACAACUUUAAAAAAAGCUCAAGUUUCAAAUCCCUCUGAUUUAGGUUUUUAUUGGCAGUUCCAUGAAUAUUCAAUUUUAAAAACGACAACCAUUUAAUAAGUUUUUGAGUUAGUCAAAAACAUUAAAUGUUGACUAUUUCAAGUCACAUACUUAGCUUUUCUUAGGUUUAAAUGUCAAACUGUUUUCGUAUCCAUAAAAAGUAUAACAAAUUUGGAAUAAUUUCAUUUUGUGUGUUUUAUUGACAUUGGCUCUCUUAGUCGAAACCUAGCAGAAAAAUGUUUGUUAACUCCCAUUUGAUUACUAAUAAUGCAACAUUUUAGUAAAUCAUUCAUCCUGGAAUUACAAAAUGUAACAAUAAAUAAUGAUAAAAGUUAGUUUACCAAUGAAGAACAAGCGAGUCAAUGUAAUUUAUAACACAAUAUGUGCUCUCCCUUACCAUAUUUUAUAAAAUUAUAUAUGUAACGUUUUUGUCUUAGGUUUUGCCAGUAGUAUAAAAUCAGCUAGUACAUGUAAAUAAUUCAUUACAAUAUUGAAUAAUAAUGCAUAUCUCCUAUUAUCAAAUACGCCAUCAUGGAAUCUUAUCAAAAUGUUUACAAAAUAUUCAAUUUUAUUAAUUUUUACUAAUGACCCGUGUGACAGUGUAAACAACUAUUUGACAACAAAUUCAAACAAAGAAAUAAAUUAAUUAUAUUGGGACUUUACGGUUUUCUAGAAAACUAAUAAAAAAAAUAACUAUUCUCAUAAUGUAACAGGAGAGUUUUGCAGAGUCGUAAAGAGAUUUUAGGUGUGGAAAUAAAACAGAAACCUUCCCUGAUGGUAUAGGUUAUAUAGACAAAUUUAUCAAAGUAUCAUCAGACCAGUGGAACAGUUUGCUAAAGCAUGAACCAGCCUAUACAGGGUGUCCAGUAAGUAAAGUGCAAAAUUUUAGGACGGAUCUAUACAACUGCAAUACCAUGAAUGAUAUUUACUCAGCAUGUACAGUAUUUUAAAGUUCAAGAGACCGGUCUCAGGAAAAAAUGUAGCGAGUCUCCAACUAAACAUUUUAAACCGUGGCCUUUAAGCUUUUAAAAUCAAAUCCUAUGAAAAGAUAUAGUUCAAUGGAAACUUUUUUUGCAAUGUGUCAAAUUUAAAGCACUUUAAAAUCCAAAUGUCUUAUAAAAUAACUUUUAAUAGAUUCACUUUAAUUGAAAAAUAAGUUGAUAAAUAAACUAGUUACAAUAUAGUCUACAAUAUUAAUAUCAAAUUUUAAAUGGAGGCAAUUUUCUAUGUUUACAGCAUUUGAAAUCUUAAAGGCACUUAAAUGAGAAAAUAGGAUGAUGAAAGGAGCUAUUUCCACUGAACAUAGCAUGGCAAUUUUAAAGUAUGAACUUCAAGUAUUCCUUAUGUAACCAGGAGCUGUUGCAAUUAAAGUACAUAAAAUAUCUGCUCAAUUAAAUUUAACAAAACUAUUUAUAGAUCCCAAGAUUUUUAAAUUUUGUAAGAUCAUAUUUUUCAAGCAAAAAAUAAAGACAGUGUGUGCUAAGAAUAUUUUUUACCUGGAAUGAUGUUUGGAUAUAAGUGUAUUUUUCAGUUAAGGAUUUGUAGAAGAGUACUCAAUUCAAUUUUUGCGCUGAAUCCAAAAUUAUUUUAACUUGUGUAGAUUGUAGUUGUACAUGAACAUUUAUUUAGUGUAAGGUAAUAGGUAAGGUACAAAGUAGUUAAAAUGAGAUUUCAUGAUGUUGGGACAGUAAAGCUUCUUAAAUUCUAUAUAUGAAGCAUAUCUUGGUAUACAUUGAGUUUAAAUUAUGUACUGUAAUAUCUACGCCCAACUUAAAUAUAAGUAAGAGAGGUGUCAGUAAUUGUUAUUAUCUAAAAACUUGUACAUGUACGAGACGAAUAGUGAGAAAUUGUGAUUGUAAUAAUAUAUAUUUAGUAGUAAAAGACAAACCAAUACCUAUUUACAAAUCAAUUUCAUAUCUUACACAACUUAGAUUUAUUAUGACAAUAAUACUUUGUAAGUUAAAUAUUAAAUUUGAAUAACAAUGUGAGGCCUAAAAUGUAUGACCUUGACAAAUUAGUGAGAAUUUUUUACAAUAUAAGAAUAUAUUUAUAGACUAAGAUCAUAUUAUACAUACACGAUUCAUUUCAAAUAAGUUGUAUAUCGUUUUAUAAAACUUUAUCAAAUCAGUAUAGUUUGGACAGUAAAUGGAUUAACUUUACAUUGUAAAUUUGUAAGUAUGUUUAUCUAUCUAUUCAAAGUCUGUCUUUAUCAACCUCAUAGCACAUAAUCAUACAUUUAGGAUAUGUUUCACAUUGAGACGUGAAACUUUCAUAGGUAAUAUCAACAAAGGUUAUGUGCAGUCAUACAGUUUUCUUUGAACUUAUGAUUGCGGGGACGAGCUCCAAGUAACAUGAGUUGAGUGCCUUCUGAGAUGUUUUCAGUUGCUCCAAGAUCAGAUCGCUUGUUUAGGUGUAUCUGUCAGUAUAUAAGAUAAUAAUGUGUCAUGACUCAAGAGCCUGACUUCAUUUGGUCCGAAAAACUGUUAUGCUUGUUAACCCUGUGAAUAAUUGUUACUGGGAGUAAAAAUCCUCCAUUUUCUUAACAUGGUCUAACGUCUUUGACCAAUCUACUGAUUAGGUUGAUAUUUGCUGGUUUUUUGGUCGAUUCCAACAAUUGUGUUUGGUUUUUUAAAAGGAAUAAGAAUCAGACACACGUUAGACGGAUGUAGGUAAGGGUUUGCGAUUCGGAUGUUUUCAGCUCACUGGACCAAAUGAAGAUCAAAUUCUAUCUUUGGCUUUUAUGUCAUUGAUGUAACGAUUGGUGAGAUUAAAUGACAAUAAUUUUAAAGUAGGACUAGUUUUAAGGUACGCACUUAUAUUUUUAGGUGUGAUUUAGUAUGAAUUUUGAAGCAUAUUAAUCACAUAAUGCUACUUUAUAUUUUUAAUAUUGCAAACUGUUUUAAGUCAAAAUGAAAAUUGUAUUAGAAAACUGCUUAUGUGUGUCAAAUUUAUCGGUAGUUUACCAGUCUGACCUCAUAUCGUUGUAAGCUCUAUCUUUGAUAGAGGUGCUAUUAUCAGCUUUCAUGUAUACUGUAGAAUCAGCACUUGUUUCUAUUCUUUGUUCAGAUAUUUUAUUUUGAUUGGGGAACAGACACAAGAAUAAAUUUUAUUUUUUACGA
Molecule: messenger RNA, 8477 nt
Organism: Macrosteles quadrilineatus (aster leafhopper)
Lineage: Eukaryota; Metazoa; Arthropoda; Insecta; Hemiptera; Cicadellidae
Product: protein Skeletor, isoforms B/C
Exons: 13
Coding region: 105-2234 (709 amino acids)
Biological process (GO): translation
Cellular component (GO): ribosome
Molecular function (GO): structural constituent of ribosome
Source: RefSeq, a predicted model, not a curated record